GACACAGAAGCCUUCGAAGAAGCGAAAGAGCGACAGGCUGCGACUGUUGGAGCGACACAAGUUUGCUUCAUGUAUGUUGUUGCGCGUGUCGCACGCACGACCAUUGCCAGACCGCGUGCUAAUCGUGCAUCGUUGUUUGCCGUGAGUCAAAAUUUGCCGUCCGCAACGAGCACACGAUAAUACGUUUGCUACGAAUGUUUUGAAGCACGUAAAACUGGUGCAGUUAAUUUUCUUUGCUAGGUUAAUGGAAGAGUGGCCUGCAGCACCGAGCUCACGUGCCCGUCCAUCAACAGCUAUCAACAACCGUCGACGUCGAUCAACCUGCCCGGUGUGAAGAAGCAGGGGAGUUGCGUGUGCUGACAGACAUCGCAGCAGUCCGUGUCGACUAGGCCAGCAACCGCGGAUGGGGAACGGUGAUGCGGAGGGUGGCGGCGAGCCGGCGCCCCCGGCCGCAGACGAGCGGCCGGCCGACGCGCCAGACGAGGAGGCUGAGCGGGCCGAGCUGGCCGCGUUCGUGGCCGGCCUGCAGGAGCGCUACCAGCAGAAGGCGCUGGAGCGGCAGCAGAACCAGUCGCCGGACCGGCCCGCCGAGGAGGACUUCUUCCGGUACGACUCGAGCCUGAAGAAGAACACCGCGUUCGUGAAGCGGCUGAAGCAGUUCACCGCCCAGCAGCUGCCGUCGCUGAUGCAGGACGUGUCCGGGCUGAACCUGACCAAGUACAUCUCGGAGGUGAGCGCGGCCCUGGUCGAGGCGAAGCUGAAGAUGAGCGACAUCGGCGCGGUGCUGACGCUGUGCAACUAUCUACACCGGCACUACGCCGAGUUCGGGCCGACGCUGCUCGAGAACUGGCAGCGGCUGCUGCCGAUCAAGCCGGGCGAGAAAGUGCCGAACCCGAGCAAGAUGCGGGUCGAUCUGCGCUUCUACGCCGAGCUGAUCAGCGUCGGCAUCUUUCCGAACAAGACCGGGCUGCCAUUGCUCGGCGCCUGCCUCACCGGGCUGAUUGCGCAGGACAAGGAGGAGCACGUCAACCUGUCGAUCGUGCUGUCCUUCUGCAAGCACUGCGGCGACGAGUACGCCGGGCUGGUGCCGAGCCGCAUGACCGCACUGGCGAAGAAGUACGGCGUGCCGAUGCCCGUCUCGCCCCUGCUGCCACCCGACCGGCAGGGCAACCUGCGCAAUCUGCUGCGCGACUACUACCAGUCGCUGGCGGAGCAUCUGCGCACCGAGCACAAGCAGCUGCAGCUGGCGGAGAAGUCGCGCCGCAAGAUGCUGCAGUCGAAGGGCGAGGUGACGGCGGAAAAGCGCGAACAGCUCGCCCAGCUGCAGGCGUCGUACGAGAAGCUGCACGCGUCGACCGGCACACUGGCCGAUCUGCUCGGCGAGCCGCUGCCCGAGCUGGAGGAGCUGCUCGAGCCGGGCACGCCGGGCGGCAUCGAGGGCGCUGUGCUGGACGGGCGGGCCGGCGAGGAGCUACAGUUCGGCAAUCUCGACCCGUGGCGGGACGAGGAGACGAAAUCGUUCUACGUCGAUCUGCCCGACUUGCGCCAGUUUCUGCCCAACUACUGCGACAAACGACAGCAGCCGGCGGGACAGCAGCAGCAGCAGGUGAAGGGAAGUCAGACGGCGCAGCAGCAGCAGCAGCAGCAGCAACAGCAGUCGGACAACGAGGAGGACAGUGAGGGGGCGCUCGAUCCGGACAUGAGUGCGGCCGGGCCGCCCAUCACGGAGGAAACGCUUGACAUGCCGGAGCUGCCGGAGCUGUACGGCGAUCUGGGCGAGCUCGAGUCGGCGGCCAGCUGCCUGCUCGAGGACGACGAUGCCGCCUCGACCGCCGAUCCGGGAGACGGGGUGACGGGUGCGGCCGGCAGUGGUGGCGCCGCAAGCGGCGGCACGCCCAGCAACCAGGGCAACCGGCGCUACUUCGAGCAGUUCGUGCAGAACCUGCAGAACUGCGUGAACCGCGAGCUGAUCGACAACGCCGCGAUCGACUUCCUGCUCAACCUGAACACCAAGAGCAAGCGGCGCCGGCUGGUGAAGGUGCUGUUCGGGGUGCAGCGGACCCGGCUCGACCUGCUGCCCAUGUACGCGCGAUUCGUCGCGAUCGUCGACCUGGUGUCGCCGGACGUCGCCCACGAGCUGUGCCAGAUGCUCAAGAUCGACUUCAAGUACCAUCUGAAGAAGAAGGACCAGAUCAACAUCGAGACGAAGAUCAAGGUGGUGCGGUACAUCGGCGAGCUGGUCAAGUUCGGCAUCUACAAGAAGCUGGAGGCGCUGUACUGUCUGCGCUGCCUGCUGCACAGCUUCCAGCACCAUAAUGUCGAGAUGACGUGCGCCUUCCUGGAGGUGUGCGGUGUCUACCUGUACAACUGCCCGGACAGCCGGAUGCGCACGAACGCGUUCCUCGAGCAGAUGAUGCGGCUGAAGAUGAACACGACCAUGCUCGACCGGUACGUGCAGCAGGUCGAGAACGUGUACUACCUGGUGAAGCGGCCCGAGGGGCUGCGGAUGGCGCGCAAGGAGCGCCCGCUGGUGCACACCUACAUCCGGCAGCUGAUCUGCCGCGAGCUGGACAAGUCGAACGUGGACAAGAUGAUCAAGCUGCUGCGCCGGCUCGGCUGGGACGACGAGGGGACGUUCGCGUACGCCGUCCGGUGCCUGUCGCGGGCGUACAACAUCCGCUACCAUCUGAUACGCAGCCUGGCCGACCUGCUGGCCGGGCUGCACUCCUACCAGGAGCGGGCGGUCCUGCACGUCAUCGACACCGUGCUGGAGGACAUCCGGGCGGGGCUGGAGAUACACGACAACAAGCUGGCCCAGCGGCGGGUCGCGAUGGUCAAGUAUCUCGGCGAGCUGUACAACUACCAGCUGGUCGAUGCGGACAACAUCCUCAACACGCUCUACUCGAUCAUCUCGUUCGGCGUGACGCUCACGCACGACGGCCCACCGUCGCUGGUCGAUCCGCCCGAGUCGCUGUUCCGGCUGAAGCUGGCCUGCGUGCUGCUGGACACGUGCGGCCAGUACUUUACGACGGGCGAAAACCGGCGCCGGCUCGACUACUUUCUCGUGUUUUUCCAGCAGUACUACUGGUACAAAAAGUCGCACCCUUACUUUGCCGGCAGCACGACGGUACCGCCGGCUGGGACUGCCCAGCAACCGCCUGCCAGCAGCAACAGCAACAGUGAGACGGGUGCGCCGCUGCCCGCCAUCUCCGGGCCGACGCGGCCGAGCGUGAAGGACCUCUUUCCGAUCCUGAUGGACCACAUGUACCGGGAGUGCUUGAAGAGCCUGCGGCCGAAACUGAAGCUGUACGGGAGCUUCGAACAGGCGAAGGAGGCGGUCGAGGAGCUGCGCCAGAAGCUGCUGCCGGGCGAUGCGCUCGAGCGGGCCGCCCAGGAGGGCUUGGCGGCCCAGCGGACGGUGAGCGACUCGUCCGACCGGGAGGAGACCUGCUCGCUGCAGUCGGACGAUGGUACGGAGGAGGACGCCCGGACGCGGCCGGACGAGGAGGAGGACGGGGCGGACACGCCCUCGCCGGCGGCCGGCGGUGCGACCGACGGCGACGACGAGGAGGACGAGGAGGACGACGAUGAGGAGGAGGACGAGGAGGAUGACGACGAGGAAGAGGAGGAGGAGGAGGAGGACCGGGAGUACGAUGAGGAGGACGAGCGGGCCCUGCAAGACGAGGAGCAGGAGGAGGAGGAGGAGCGGCCGGUGGCGCAGAAGCAGCCGGAGGAUCUCGAGUUCGAGCGCGAGUUCGAGCGGAUGGCGGCCGAGUACUGCCAGCAGCGGGCGAAGGACGCGGCCAAGGUGAACCCGAAGCACGUGCCGAUACCGAUCACGUUCCGGAGCGAUACGAAGAAAACGUACGACCAGCUGCAGGAACCGACGAACGUGAAGCCGGACACCGUGCCGUUCGCGCUCAUGAUCAGGAGCAAGGGCAAGCAGCAGACGUACAGGAAGUUCGAAGCGCCCGAGGACAGCCCGCUCGCGCAGUACAUACGCGAGCAGGAGCGCAAGCUGCAGGAGGAAAAGGACAGCGUCAAGCGGCUGACGCUCAACAUCUCCGAGCGGCUGGAGGAGGAGGACUACCAGGAGUCGCUCAACCAGCCGACCCGGCUCGCCGACCCGCUGCGGAUGCGGCCGCUCAAGCAGGCCAAGUUCAAGCAUCCGAAGGGUGUGCCCGACAUCGAUGCGAUCUUUCACUGAGCCACGCCGUCAAGCCACGCGGUAAAUGCGGCGAAAAAUAGGACCGGUUCGGUGGCCGUCCCGCGCCCCAAAUGGGGGGCCUAAAGGCACGCACGUGACGGUAGGAGCGACCCUGGCCCCUUGCCGGUGUGCAAGCAGUACGCAUUUGUGUUGUGCUCUGUGCUUGCGUCGGAGGAGCAAAAUUGUAAAAAAAACAAACAAACAAACAUGCAAAACCCUCUCCCAUUCGUUCGAAGUUCGAAUGCAGUCGAAGGUUUUAUUGAAUGGGUAAACCCCUUUAUGUGAAUAAACUGGCCAGCCUUGUUCGGUGCCGGUAGCACUGAACUGCCCUGAGCACAGAUUGAGAACGUUUCAGAAAGAGAGAGAGAGAGCGAGUGUUUGAAACGCUUCAGCUCGAACGAGCAAUGUAACGGUCCGUUUGAACGUGUUCCGUGCCGGGGAUGUAUCGAAUGAGAUUUCAUCAAAAAAAAAAAACGGCCAGUGUUGUACGCUUACAAUUUAAAUGAGAAUUUAAAUAAGCUUACUGUUUAAACAGUACUGCUUAUCGGGCACAGCAAGUUAAGGCUCUAGUUAUGAAUGCAAUCGCUUCAGCUCAUUCAUCACGACUUUGCGGAGGGACGAAACGUUGUAAAGCAAUAAAUUGGCUACAAAAAAAAAA
Anopheles gambiae (African malaria mosquito) is the source of this 4865-nucleotide messenger RNA. RefSeq names its product regulator of nonsense transcripts 2 (gene Upf2). The record is from RefSeq and is a predicted model, not a curated record. The transcript has 2 exons. Lineage: Eukaryota; Metazoa; Arthropoda; Insecta; Diptera; Culicidae. Gene Ontology annotation, biological process: nuclear-transcribed mRNA catabolic process, nonsense-mediated decay. Gene Ontology annotation, molecular function: protein binding; RNA binding. Gene Ontology annotation, cellular component: exon-exon junction complex; cytoplasm. Bases 404 to 4207 code for a protein of 1267 amino acids.